CGAUCCAACGCGACGGCGUCGCGUAGCAUCGCCUCGCAUCGACGGGGCGGUGCGGAGCUCCGGGGGAGCAUUGGUGGCCAGUGCGAUAUCGCCAUUUGGCUGAUACGGAAUAACCGCUGACGCUGGUCGGACGGAUGGCGGUGGUCGGACGAGGACGCGCGGUUUCCCUCCGUGUCACGCAUUGCAAAACGUGGAUUAAACAAUAAGCGGGAGAAUGGUGCAAUCAUGAUUCAACCUGGGAACGAUCCUGAGGAACAUUCAGCAGCUCGGCUGUCCUGCAUAUACCGUAUACAACGGUGACACAGCUUGUGUAUAAAUACAAAUCACGAUCAUGGAUAUACAGAAGAAAUAUCUGUGCCCCCGAUUGGUGGAUUAUCUCGCCAUUGUGGGGGCCAGAUUGCCCCCUGCCUCUCGUCAGCCCGUACAGGUUCCAGAGUUGUUGCGCAGAUAUCCAGUGGAGGAUCACAAGGACUUCCCUCUGCCUCUGGAUAUGGUGUACUUUUGCCAACCGGAAGGCUGCAGCAGCAUGGGACCGAAACGCACGGCCUUACGAGAGGCGACAUCCUUCACCUUCACUCUCACCGACAAGGAUUCAGGCAAGACGCGUUAUGGGAUCUGCGUUAAUUUCUACCGACCUAUGGAAAGGGCGGGCGUUGCGGCUAGCGCGGGGAUGUCGCUCAAGAGGGAGAAGUACAACACCACGUUCCGGAGAGAGAGCUGGAGGAAGAGCAUGGAGAGAAGCACAGACUCGGCAUUUUCUAGGAGCAGUGCGGUGGGUCCUAGUGACUCUGACAGAGAUUGCUCCAGCAGCAGGAGAGACUCGGACACCCCGCAGGUGCCUCACGCCCCAAGACUGGACAUCAUCGCGCCGAGCGGAGACAGUGAGAGCGGCGGCAGUCAUUCUCCGUCGCCGAGAGCGUCUCGAAGGCGUCAGAGGGUUCGCAAUCACUCCUUGACUUCGUUAUGCAUCAUUUCGCAUCACCCGUUCUUCACGAUGUUUCGGGAGUGUCUUUUCGUCUUGAAGAAAAUCAUCGACGCGUGCAACGAGAGCUUUUCGCCGCAGAAAGUGGGAGCUUCUCGGCAGACCAAUAGGGACACGGUGUGGAGCGUGCUGACGGGCCAAGCUUUGGAGGGCACGCCGUCAAUCGUGCUGCACGACGUACGUGAGAUAGAGACGUGGAUACUGCGUCUACUUAGCAGUCCUGUACCGGUCCCGGCGAAAACGCGCGUCGAGGUCGAAAUCAUAUCACCGAGUAUGCAACUGCCGCUAUGUUUCGCUCUACCGGACCAUACAAGAUUCUCCUUGGUCGAUUUUCCUUUACAUCUUCCGUUGGAGCUCCUGGGCGUUGACAUAUGUCUAAAAGUUCUUACGUUGAUCUUGCUGGAGAACAAGAUCGUUCUUCAAUCCCGAGAUUAUAACGCUUUGUCUAUGUCGGUUAUGGCGUUCGUCACGAUGAUUUAUCCGUUGGAGUACAUGUUUCCGGCGAUACCGCUGCUACCGACGUGCAUGAGCUGCGCGGAGCAGCUGCUGCUCGCGCCGACGCCCUUUGUGAUCGGAAUACCCGCUUCUUUUCUGUUGUACAAGAAAAACUUCAAGAUGCCCGACGAUAUUUGGCUGGUGGACCUAGAUAGCAAUAAAAUCACGGCACCCAGCGGUCUGAACGACAGUUUGCCGCCGUUGCCGGAACCGGAGGGCACCAUUCUGAAGAACCAUUUGAAGCAGGCAAUGCAACUGAUGGAUCAAGUUGGCUCUAGUGCUAUGGCCAGUAUGUCGGGCCCUCCUCUACCUCCGCAAGAUAUCGCACCUCGUCUCUCUUUUCAGCCACCGAGUAGAAGAGAAAGCAUGGUAUCGCAUCAUUCGAACUUAAGCGUAACUGCUACGAAACACAGACCAAGCAUCGAUCAGUGCGCGCACAUUCAACACACCCCUUUGAACUCACCGGGGAUGAGCACGUCGAGUCCGACUCGUCGACCGUCGAUGUCGCAGUCGAUCGGGUCUGCGAGCGGGCCAUACCUGCCGAAGAGCGCGGUCGGGCAGAAUCCGAUGGCGCCGUUCAAUCCCUUCAUCUACGGGAACGACGUGGAUUCGGUGGACAUCGCCACGCGAGUAGCCAUGGUGCGCUUCUUCAACUCGCAAAACCUGUUGGCCAAUUUCACUGAGCACACAAGGACUCUGAGGCUGUACCCCAGGCCUGUGGUGGCCUUUCAGAUCAACUCGUUCCUGCGCUCGCGACCCCGGGCGAGCAGUUUCUUGAAUAAGUUCGCGCGCACGCAGGCGGUUGAAUUCCUGGCGGAGUGGUCGCUCACACCGAGUAACGUGGCCUUCCUCCGGGUGCAGACGGGAGUGUUCGACCCGGCGCAGAUCGGCGACAAGUCGCGCUGGUACGCGAGCAAUCUCGAGCCGAUCUACUUUCCCGUCUGGGACUCCGGCAGCUCACUGGCGAACGCUCUGAAGGCGAUGAAGGAGCUCGAGAGCCAGCCCACGGACGAGAGCGGCUCCGAUUCUGAGGGCGCCGAGAGCACGAGCUCUUCUUACUCUUCUUUGAGCGACUUUGUUUCCGAGAUGGCAUCGUCCGAUCUCUCGCCGGGUUACAAUUGUCCGCAAGUAAGUCAACCCCAACAAAUGUCACUUUCGGUGGAUCCGAAGAAUGUCUAUAACCCUCCGAGUUCCUUGCAAUAUCCGGGUGUGGAGGAGGAUUCGCCGGUACGACCCGAGAGUCCACCGAGUACUUCUUCUAGUCACAGCGAUCUCAGUAGUCCAAGCUUUAACAGGGAUUCUGAGCUUGAAUUAAAUCCGAAAAUUCAUGAGGGUUCACAAUCCACUAACGAUAAAGAGGAGGGUGGUAGCUUUGAGUCAGACUCCGCGUCGACAAUAACACCGCGCACAAUCCUGAGCGCACAAAGUUCAGUAGGACAGUUCGGGAUAAGCAUGGGAUCUUUAGGCACUCCUUCGCUCACCGACGUUGAACGUCCUGCGACUCCUCACAGGACUUCGCGUGUCAGUAGAUAUGUCACUCCUAUACCACCCACCGGAUCAGGUCUACAACGUCAGCCGAGUGUCGGGAACGUCCUGGCGAGAGGCUCCAGCUUCAGCACCACUGGUCCGCUGCUGCCACGACAGAUCAGCACCGCGUCCACCGAGCAUCAUGUCGAAGGAGCGCAGCUUCAGCGGCAGUCGUCGGCGGGACCAAUCCCGCAAAAACAGAACGAUAAUGGGGUGCAACGACAAAACAGCGGCGGCAGCCCGAACACCGGAAAUGGUGUGCUUAGACAAGGCUCUCAGGGAUCCCUGUUCGAGCAGAUCGCCAGCCAAGCGAAGGAUUUGGUGCGCGAGACCACCAGACAGAGCAGUCAGGACGGGCUACUCGCGCAAAUGGACAAGCUCAAGCAUCAGGCGAAGGAAAAAAUUACUGAGGCUGGCGAGGAGAGUCUAUUCGCGCCGUUGGAACAGUUGACGCAACAAACCAAGAAAGCCAUGGGUGAGGCUACCAAAUCGGUGCAAGAAGCGUCGAAGACUGCGCUGGAGGCGAGUAAAACUGCAGCCGGUGUCAGCAAAAAUACGCUAGAUGACUUGACGUACGUCGGCAAGAGUACACUGGGAGAUUUGACGAAAAGUGCCAAAGAAGUCGCCGCGAAGAAGGGCUUGCUCAAGAGCCUCGGUGAAUCGCAACAAUCGCCAGUACAUACGCCGCCAUCUCCCAAUAUGACUCAGCGAAAGGAUUCGAUGAGCAACCAACUGGUCGCAUCAGACACGCGUAGCGGCGUUGGGCGGGAUUUCUUCAGCAAUAUCAGUAGUGAUUUAAACGGCUUCGCCGCGCAGACGAGCAGUAUGUUCAGCGAUUUGUUUGGUAGUAAAAAUAAUUCUAACAGAGGCAGCAGCUUCUUCCCGCAGAACCAGAAAUCGAAGGAGAAAACUCAAAUUCUCGGACCAUUUCCCAAAGGAAAAACUGGGUUGGUGGAGCGUUCUUCGUUGAUAAAGCAUUCCUCGCACAAAGUUAAUCAAGAAGAUGCGCAGAGAAUGCAGAACGCGGAACGUUCCAGCACAAAUAGCGACAAUCAAGCUUUCUUGAACGACGUGGUGACGCAGGUAUUGGCAGGGGAAGGUGUCGGCUGGCUCAAACUGAACAGAUUGAAGAAGCUGAUGGAGGACGAGAAUUAUCGAGAUCUAGUCGUGACGAAGCUGAACAAAGGUCUCAAUAGAAAAAUUAGUCCGGACGAUCACAUUGACGAUGUGGCUAUACCGAGACCCGUGUACAAGGGAAUGUUAAAGUGCCUUCAAGCAGUGACGUAUGGUCUUGCGCAUACGUAUAAUAAUUUUGGACUAGGCGGAAUGGCUUCUGUCUUUCAACUGAUGGAGAUCGCUCACACGCAUUACUGGAGCAAAGAUUUAUCCGAAGGUGGUUUCGAUAGCUCAUUGAUGUCGCAGGCAUCCAGCCCGUUCGGCAGUAGGGAGAACCUAAAAUCUCCUCAAUCGCCGAAUCAGCCCGAUUUCGCAGACACUAUGCAAAAAUCGGAACUGCCGCAGGUACACUUGGACAUGCCGCACGUGCAAGCAGCAACGACGGGAGACACGAGCCAAUCGACGACGGACAUGUUUCUGGAUAUGUUCACGAAGAAGGGAAAAUUUCUAAGCAAGCUCACGUCGUUCGAUUCCGAGAGUGGGCGGGGUGGUGGAACGGGAAGCAGCGAAGCUUUAUCCACAGACGGAGGUAGCAUUAUCACUAAUCCUGCUUUUCGGCAAGCGCACCAAGCUUCUUUCCGAAGCACUGUGUCUGAUAGCGAGGUCGAGCAAGGCAAUUUCCCCCGGCAAGGCAAGCAGCGUUCCGGCAGCGUUUGGUCCAGCAAGUCGUCUCUGAGCACUGGCUUCCGGUAUCACGGUGGUAGUUUGAUACCCACCACGACACAGCCGAGUCCGGAGGCCGCGAGAACGUAUCUCUUCGAAGGUCUGCUGGGGAAGGAGAGAUCCCCUCUGUGGGACCAAAUGCAAUUCUGGGAGGACGCCUUCUUGGACGCUGUCUCGCAGGAGCGCGACAUGAUGGGCAUGGAUCAAGGGCCUGGUGAAAUGAUGGAGAGAUACAAGAGUUUGAGCGAAAGCGAAAGGCGACGGCUGGAGCACGACGAAGACAGACUGUUGUGCACUCUGUUACACAAUCUCACCGCCAUCUUGGUGAUGCUGAAUGUCGACAAGAACGAACUGAAACGGAAAGUACGAAGGUUACUGGGCAAGAGUCACAUCGGCCUCAUCUACAGUCACGAAUUGAAUCAACUGCUCGAUCAAAUCAAUAAUCUCCACGGAAACGACAUCGAUCUGAAACCCCUAACGUCACGACAAAUGCACCGGCAGUCGUUUACCGUGCAUUCCGGGGUCGACGCCGAGGGUGAUCUACGGUUCCUCGAGGUCCGCCACGACGGGCUCGUGCUGAGGUCGGUGAACGGCGUGAUAGUGGAACGCUGGUGGUACGAGCGCGUAGUCAAUAUGACGUAUAGCCCGAAGAAUAAGGUCCUGUGCUUGUGGAGGAGAAGCGGCGGUGAUACAGAGUUGCAUAAAUAUUAUACGAAGAAGUGCAAAGAUCUAUAUUAUUGCAUAAAGGACGCAAUGGAAAAGGCCGUGGCUCGCGGGCGAGGCGCGAACGUGGGCAUCGAACUCGGCGGUGAAUUUCCGGUGCAGGACAUGCGAACGGGCGAAGGCGGGCUUCUGCAAGUUUGCAUGGAGGGCGUCGGUCUACUUUUCGCGAAUAGCAAGGAUUUCGAGUUUUUUGUAAGACUCGAUCAUAUCCGCAAGUGCUUUACUCAAAAGGAUGGAAUCUUUGUUUUGGAAGAAUUCAAUCCUAAAACUAGACAAGUAAUUCAACGUAAAUAUAAGUCACAAAUGGCGUCUGAGAUCUGCUACGCUGUUCUCUGCGUAUUUUCCUACGUGGCUGCUGGAUUGGAGCAACGAAAACAGGGCCAGCAACCACCGCAGCAGCAACAGCAGCAUCAACAACCACAACACGGCACAUUGCAACACAGUACACAACCGCAUCAACAACGUCAGCAGCAGCAGCACCAACAACAGUAUCAGCAACAGCAGCACCACCAACAGCAGUAUCAACAACACCAACCACAGCAUCAGCAGCAGCAACACCAGCACCAACCGCAGCAACAGCACCACCACCAGCAACCGCAACAGCAGCACCAACAGUACCAGCAACAGCAACACCACCAGCCACGAUACCACUAUCAACAACAACAACAACACAGACAACAGGAACAGGCGCAAUCAAGCAACGUAACGCCGCAGAUGCAGGCGCAUAGAAACACGCAGCUGGACCCUUAUCCUCGUCAACACUGACACAGGCAAAGACACUCGCUCCCGUUCGUGGGCAUCCACAAUAAGAAUAGCUGUGCCCCUUACGCCUGUCUACCUUGGGUAUAAGUGUGCGAUUUCUCUUUCUCUUUCUCUCUCUCUCUCUCUCUCUCUCUCUCUCUCUCUCUCUCUCUCUCUCUCUCUCUCUCUCUCUUUCUUCAUCUCUCUCUCUCCUUAUCUCUCUUGUUUCUCUCAGAAUAUUUAUUUGAGAAUUUAUCCCACGUCAGGGAUGCAUAUGCAUGGGCGAAGUAACGGCGAGGCAAGCAUCCUUCAUUUUCACAGAAGCAUUUGUUUCACCAAGUAAACGCGCCGCAUCAACAUUACCUUUUUAAUGGAAUCCAAACGCUCGUGAGAAGUCGUAUAACAACUGAGGGAGCAGCAACUCGUCUGCCCGACGAUUGUUACACUUAGCAUCGGACUGACGUAGUCUCGCGUUAAUGUGAUGAUAGAUAAUCGUAUUCUUCUAUUCGUACUUACACGUAGGUAUACGUACGCGUACGUGUCACCCAAAGCAAUUAAAUACAAUAAAUAUUCGUAUAAUUGGAAGUACAAUUUUAUAUGAUACGCGCCGCGACAGAAAUUGUAACUGUGAUCGUUCGCGAUUUGGAAGUGUAAAGAUUUAUUUUACCUCGCGUGUAGUCGAAGUAAGUAGCGUGUCGAUGUCGUGGAUGAACGCCGAAAAUAUGCGAAUUUUUCUCUGGUUCUCUUUUGGUGGUCGCUCUGUCGGAGUCACAUUUUCAAGCACUUGAUACUCGCGUGACGAAGGGUGAUGACAGGCGGCUCGAUAUUCGUUCGCUGUUUUUCUCUCCCUCGCAUCUGCAAUGAAAUUUAACCGGUGACUCUUCUGAUUGAUUUCAUCACGGUCGCCUAUAUGAAGUGUUAGCGAAACUGUCGUGUGUAGGAUGUAUAGAAACACGUACUGUCGUUUGUCGUAUGUCUCGAGUAAACAUGUGAUGGUCAUUAUUUUGUACGGGCUCGAAUGUAGGCAGAAAGACAAAUACCCUGUUUUUCUCAGAUAGCGUAGAAGACACUUCUAGGGUACAUGUAAUGUCCCAAAAGUGAUAGGCAUUAUAUACGAUAUAAUGUAAUAACUGUACAAUAGCCCCGAAACUAAACAAAAAAGAAAAAAAGAGAAAGUAGAAAAGGCGACGUCUCUGAGAGUGCUGUAAAUUUACAUCCUGCGUUUUUCCUACGACUCGUACAUACUUAGUUAAGCGCGAUAAUAACGGGAAUUGUAACAGCGCUAAGCCACGGUUUCAAACCGCGAUCGCGACAUUCGGACGUCGGCACUAAGUGCGAGAGAAGAAAAGAAGAGAAAAGGGAAAACAGAACGUUCUUCAGAACAUGAAGAAAUGAUCAUUGCGUUUUCUUUACCGUCUACUUCUCGAUACCUUCUUACGUUGAUACGCGUUGAUAUAAAGUAAAAAGAAUUGUAGACAAACGACCAGCCUAAAAACAAUGUAUGUACAUUAGUAGCGAACUCCGUGUGAAGUAAAUGUAGCGUACGUCACACACGUACACAUUCUCACACACACACACACACACACACACACACAGCCACACAGCCACACACAGAUGUCAGAGGAAAUGAUAUAUUUUCUUGCAACAUAAGAAGCGUAUAGAUAUUUGUAAAAAGGAAUGUACGACUUGUAAAUAGGAAUCGGCAAUGUAAUCAGCAGUACGGGCGUGCAGAUGUACGCUCCCCUCUGCCCUCCUUUGGUUUCUCAUCUUUUCAUAUGAAACACAUACAUAUUCGUAGCGCCGUUCGCCGGCUGAACUGGAAAGGAAUGCAUUUCCAAGAGCGUCAGGAGGGGGUAUGUUCUCUUCGAAAGACUUGGAAGAGCAGGAAGCACGAGAUCCCGACGUACCAAAUCUGUCUGCCUAAAUCCCGAUGUGUAGCUCCUGUCGAUGCCACGUUUAGAUAAUGUGUCGAUCGAUCAUUGUCAGUCAUUUCUCGAGUCGUGUUAUCACAGUUAUGCGCGACAACAGAGAAAUCUUAUAGACCUCUUAGAAGAGAAAUUAAUACCUCGCAUUGUAUAGUACUCAUCCAUGUAGACGCCUUAUGCCCAAUAUAUACUUGUAGCCAAGUUGA
Molecule: messenger RNA, 8438 nt
Organism: Harpegnathos saltator (Jerdon's jumping ant)
Lineage: Eukaryota; Metazoa; Arthropoda; Insecta; Hymenoptera; Formicidae
Gene: Rab3-GEF
Product: Rab3 GDP-GTP exchange factor
Exons: 33
Coding region: 332-6331 (1999 amino acids)
Biological process (GO): regulation of apoptotic process; regulation of Rab protein signal transduction
Cellular component (GO): cytosol
Molecular function (GO): guanyl-nucleotide exchange factor activity
Source: RefSeq, a predicted model, not a curated record